Mercenaria mercenaria is the source of this 4451-nucleotide messenger RNA. RefSeq names its product protein NipSnap homolog 1-like. The record is from RefSeq and is a predicted model, not a curated record. Gene Ontology annotation, cellular component: mitochondrion. The transcript is spliced from 10 exons. Bases 1 to 819 code for a protein of 272 amino acids. Lineage: Eukaryota; Metazoa; Mollusca; Bivalvia; Venerida; Veneridae.
AUGUUAACUUUCAGUACAUCAGAAUUGUUGAGGAAGGAUGAAGCUACCACUCAAACAGAAACAGAAGAAAAAAUAGAGGCAGAAUUACCGACUAAGAAAGGAUGGUUUGGAAAAUUGCUCAACGUUCGCACUAUUGCACCCAGUAAAGAGUCACAUGCAAAGUCGCUAUCAAAUAAACAGAAUUUGUAUGAAGUCAUGUUCCAUUCAGUGAAACCAGAAUAUAUGGAAGAAUAUCUCAAACAAUUUGAGUCAUACCAGCAUAUGAUGCACGCAAAAACAGGAGCUACCUUGAAGGGAAGUUUCACCGUAGAAAUUGGGAACCAGGAUGAAGCAAUACACAUAUGGGAAUAUGCGGGUGGUUAUCCGGAGCUUAAUGAUGCUACAGAAGUGUACAGAAAAGACAUGGAUUUUAUAGAAUUUAGAAAAGCUAGAAACAAGAUGUUGAAUGCAAGAAGUAACCAAGUAUUGUUAGCUUUUAAUUUCUGGCCAGAGCUAGUACCACGAGAAGGUCCAAAUAUCUACGAAAUGAGAAGCUACACACUUAAGGCAGGGACAAUGAUUGAAUGGGCUAAUAACUGGUCUCGAGGUAUUCAGCAUCGACAAUCUAGUAACCCUGUCACAGGUCUAUUUUCACAGAUAGGAGAAUUAUAUCAAGUUCAUCAUAUCUGGUGUUAUAAAGAUCUACAAAUGCGUAAAGAGACUAGGGAGUCAGCGUGGCAAAAACCAGGUUGGGAUGAAGUUGUGCAGUACACAGUUCCUUUGAUACGACACAUGCAGUCAAGGAUUUUGAUACCUACACCUUUCUCACCUUUACAAUAGAGUUUUGCAACUCCCCACAUUAGAGAGUACAGUUCCUCCAUGUUGAAGAGUAUUUUUACACUAUUGUGGUGCUGGAGGGAUAUACAUAGAAACUUCCUACAGCUGAUGCAUGCAAUAUUAAGUCAUGUGAUAGAUUUGUCAUGAUUUGUAUCCCUUACCCAUAAAUUAAUUACGGUCCAUGUGACUUCCUUGAGUUUAAUUUGAUAUUCAGGGAUAAUUCAUGAAAUAAAUCCAUGCUAUACUUGUAAAAUUGCUACUAUUGACAGUUUAUCAAAAGAAAUCAUUUUGUUGAAUGACCUCUGGUAUUAAAGGGCACAUGAGAAACGUACUUCCUUCAGGUUAUUGGAAGUACAAUAUUUUUAAAGCUUUUAUUGACAGGCAUGAUAAAAGCAAAUAGCUCAUGUACAUGUGUAAUUUUUAUGAAUUUCCUGGUACCCAAUGGCUCGGUUAGGAUAAGUCUCAAAAUUGUUAUACCAUACCCAUUGCUCUUUUAUACUUUUGACUUGAUAGGAGAAUUUUGAUGGUCUUGAGUAUAUUUUUUGUUGAUUUGUAACAUGUUUACGCAAUACCAUAUAUUGACAAGAAAACUGUUAGACUGGAAUCUCCCUCUACUACUUUUAUAUGAAUGUUAAGGCUUCCUUUUAUGACACUUUUUAACAAAGUUAAAAGUGGUAAUUUCUUUAGAUUUGUUCAUCAAGGUAUUUGAUAUGGUGGAUAUAAAUUUUGUAGUUCAAGCCGUUCUGGCCAAACUGAAUAAGAAAGCAUUUUGUAAUUCAAAAUAUAUAGCCCACUUUUAAAUCAUUUUAUGAAAUACCGUUAGUGCAUAUUUAUGUGCAGAAAUUUUUAUCUUGUUAAGGUAACAGACAUGUAAUUACAAUCAACAAAUUCUGUAUGGUGACAUAUUCUCUAUAUACAAUGUCAGCAUUCUUUGGCUUCAUUUUAACAGAAAAUUAUUUUUCAUAAGACCGUAGAUUGCUGAAAUUGUACAAGAUAAGGAUAGUACACAAUCCAAGGGAAAGUUUCAGUUGAGCCGCACCAUGAGAAAACCAACAUAGUGCGUUUGCAACCAGCAUGGAUCCUGACCAGCCUGCGCAUCCAUGCAGUCUGGUCAGGAUCCAUGCUGUUCACUUUCAAAGCCUAUUGCAAUUAGAGAAACUGUUAGCGAACAGCAUGGAUCCUGACCAGACUGUGCAGAUUCGCAGGCUAGUCUUGAUCCAUGCUGGUUACAAACGCAAUAUGUUGGUUUUCUCAUGGCGUGGCUCAGUUGUCACUUCAGGUACACUACCUUCAAAAGUAUAUAUUAGAUUGAUAAUAAAAGUUUUAAGUCUUCAAUGAUAUUACCAUGAAUUGUAUUUUGGACUGAAGGGAAUGUUAAUUAGUAUAUUUUCUGUAGUAUUGUCAUCAUUGAAUGUUUAGUGAGAGACUGAAGUAAAUGAUUUCAAAGUAAUUGUGUGUAGGUAGUGAAAAUCAGUAUUUAAUUUAUUUCCUUAGAUUUGCAUAUAUUUUGUAGGUGCGUGUAAUUAUAGGCUUUCUAAGAAAACAGUUACUGUUUUAUAUCAAUAAAAUGUGCUCAGUUUAUCUUCAGUUGUUGAUGUACACUGUAUUAUGUAUAAAAGUGCUAUAGAUCCUCAUUUGGUGCAUUUUCUUUUUUAAAUUGAUGUACAUGUAUAAUGUAUACAAUUUGCAACUUAAAUACAUUUUUCAAGAAAAAGUUAUGUUUUUAUUACAUGACCCAUGUAAAACAUACGGCCCUCUUGUUAAUUUUGUUUUGCACAAAUUUCUAAUAUUUACAGUUUGCAGUGUAGUUAAAAUGUAAAAGUGACAUGUUCAAAUUUUACACAGCAUAUUUGCAUUUGAGUAGGAUUUCAUACCAAGGAUAAAUAAAUUUUAUGCUACGCCUGUUUAGAAGUCUAGUAAGCAGUUGAUAGUCAAUACACUAUUUUUUUAAGUUUCUUUCAAUUAAUUCUACAUAUGACAGUUAUUUCUCUUUUUCGUGCUAUGUAAUAAAACACUUAUUGAAUGGUUUUCUGGCGCAGUAUUUAAGAAUUGUUUGUCCUUUGUCUUGGAAGGUAGCAGUGUUCUGAACUUUGUCUUCAGCACUAGGUAAUAGCUUACCUGACCUUUCCAGGACCCAGGUAAAUAGUGAUUGACUAUAACCCUGUAAGACCUUUAAUAAGUGUACAGUCUUGUCACUUUUAUGUUUCAUAUGAUUAAAUAAACUACCUGAACAUUGUUCAAAAUGGUUGUACCUCGCUGUAAGAAUAAGAGCUGUUGAUGUUUGAUAAAAGAGUACAUUUACAGUUGUUUUGUUUUACAUCAUUUCAUAGUAAAAAUCAUCAUACAUAUUGUUAUGCAAGUGCUGUGUAUAUGGUUUAUAUGAAAAGAAAUGUAUCUAGACAGUGUGAAAUGUAAAAUGCUGGCUUUUCAGAAAUGUUGUGUGAAAUUUAUUUACAUUAUCUUGAAAUGUUGGGGGACCUCCAUGACCAAGUGGUUAAGGUUGCAAACUUUGAAUCACUUUGCCCAUCACCUUUGCUGGUUCGAAACCUAGCUCGUGAUGUAGAAUUCUUCAAUCAAGGAAGUCAUCCUGCUGACUUGUGGAAGACGGGCGGUUCUAUUAAGUUAGCCACCCUUGCUUGAAAAAAAGCCCGGAAUUGGGGUCUUGCUCAACCACAAAAAGCUUGAAAGUCACGGUACGGACUAUGAUUGUUUCGGUGUGACUUUAAACCCAGCAAAAAGAAGCUUAAGAUACUAUGAGUAUAUGUGAGAGUGAUCAAAGAAUGUUAGAGUAACCCAGGACAGGCCAAUGUCUUGAAAUAGAGGCCUAUGGAAAAAUCAGUAGCAUAAUUUCUGACCAUUAGCAUUUUAUCAGUCUCUACCUUGAAUGCCUUGCUUUGUUUAACAGUAGUAAACUUAAUUCUGAAGAAAGGUUUAUUGAAGAGCCUUGUAGUUCAUCACAGACAUUGAACAUUGCUGGAGCAUUUUACUGUACUGUUUAAAUGUAAACUUUACCCUGCUAAGUUUCUAAAAUGGACUGGUCCAUCAUUCAGUUUGGGCAUUACCACUUAUUAUUUGAAGGGGUGUUCGCUGAAAAUUUUACUUACUGAAUAGCGAAAAAGUGCAGACCAUGAUCAGCCUGCACUUGUCGCAAAGGCAAAAUCACUUGCGGCCAGCAGGCUGAAGGUUAUGACCUCAUGACAUUUGAGAUGUUGUCUGUUGUAUAUCAUGCAUAGAAUCUUUUUACAAAGCAGAAAUGAUUUUCUUUUUAUCCUCGUAUUAAAUCUGCUUCAGAUGUGACAGUCAUUUCUCACCAUGCUGAGAAACUCUAUUUAUUGUUAAAAAUUAUAUUUAGGUAUUGUUGUUACAUAUAUUUUCAUGUGUGAAUGAAUUGACAAGGACAAUUUGAAUUGAAGAUUUCUAAGCUACAAGCAUGUCAAAUUCAAACCCGCAGAAUGGCUUCCAGGGUUUCCAUUGAGAUAACUGUUACAAAAAUUUGGAACUAUUUAUAAAAAAUGGGUUGUCAGUGGUUGCUAAGGACAACGAGGUUGACUCAAUUGAUAAAUGGUAAAAAAUGUUUUUAAGCAGUGGUUAUUUAUAAACCUGUCAGAAGUAGAUUUAUUAAAAUGAUUGUGAGA